Ooceraea biroi (clonal raider ant) is the source of this 5077-nucleotide messenger RNA. It is a transcript of the gene ClC-b, whose product is annotated as chloride channel protein 7. The record is from RefSeq and is a predicted model, not a curated record. Gene Ontology annotation, biological process: transmembrane transport; chloride transport. NCBI's taxonomy places the organism in Eukaryota, Metazoa, Arthropoda, Insecta, Hymenoptera, Formicidae. Gene Ontology annotation, molecular function: chloride transmembrane transporter activity. Gene Ontology annotation, cellular component: lysosomal membrane; intracellular membrane-bounded organelle.
AAAUUGACAUGACAGUUGACGUAUAUACAUAUUUUCUAAGGACUCGUCAAACGACAUAUAUUACUUUUAAGAGAUAUUUAUAUUUAAGAGAUUCUAUAUUGUCGGUAAGACAGAAGAAAUAUUCUUGAAACAUUAAUAACGUUGUCUGAAGCUUCGCACAUUAUCGCUUCUUGCAAUACGAAAAAGAGCAAUGCACAGCGUAUACUCCAGUAACCUCGACUCCAAUGAGCACCUCCAGAUCAAGGGGAUCACCUCCUGCCUCUUCCCGAUCCGAGAUCGGGCAAUGACACAAGCGAAUCGCACGCGUCGCGUUAUACGUCCUCGUCGUUUUUCCGUGAUAAAAUACCGGCAGCGCCAUGCGCGCUCUUUAUCGUCUCUCUCGCUAUCACCACACUUCCUGAAACGACGAUGAAUCAUUCAUCGGUUCAGUCACGUGCUUCGAUUUAAUGUGCGCGCGACGUUUGUAUUUCCAUUUUCCCCCCGCACACACACAUUCACGCGCGCUUGUCCUUAUUCGUACACGACAAUGUGCAUUGCAUUGUGCGUGAGGUAGUGCGUGUCACUGCGUGUCUAUCCGUGUUGUGAUAUCGUUCAGCAGUGAACUCGUCGUAUGUGUCUCGAGGAGUGCGACGAGUGGAUCUCUAGGUCCCAACAUCCCCGGCGGAACAAUGAAUCCGUCGACGUUCGCAGUCGUUGUCCAGGACAGCAGGGAAAACGAGAACGGUACGUUCGAUGACCAUGACGAGAAUGACAGAGAGAGGUUGAUCAAGCCAAGGAACAAUUUUGCGUCAUACUCCAACGAGGACAUCAACGUGCGAUUUCGAAAUACUAGUAAUAAUACAACAUGCAGCAGCGCAGAGGCUAUCUUGGGUCAGUCCAGAAGAUUGAAUAUCAUGGACAUAAUUCCAGGAGCGACAAAUUUCUUGUCAACCAAUUAUGAGAGUUUAGAUUAUGAUACUUGUGAAAAUUAUCUUCUGCAAGACGAAGAAAGGAGUAAGGGGUACAAAUUUGUUGUCAGGAAAAACUUUGCUAGAUGGUUCAUUUUCCUGUUGAUCGGAAUUUGCACCGCCCUCGUGGCAUGCUUUGUAGAUAUAUCGAUAGAAGAAUUGUCCAGCCUGAAAUACGGCUGGCUCAAGAACUAUGUAGACCAUUGCAUGGUGGAAGGUUGCCUAUGGUUACCGUACACGAUGUGGCUAGUGCUAAAUAUAGUGCCAGUUUUAAUAGGCGCUGUCUUAGUAUCCUAUGUUGAACCUGUUGCCGCAGGAAGUGGUAUCCCACAGGUAAAGUGUUACUUGAACGGGGUCAAGAUACCACGAGUCGUGCGGAUUAAAACGUUGGCUGUAAAAACCAUCGGUGUUAUAUGUACCGUGGUUGGAGGCUUAGCUGGAGGCAAAGAAGGUCCUAUGAUUCAUUCCGGUGCCGUUGUAGCCGCAGGAAUCUCUCAGGGCAAAAGCACCACCUUUAAGAAAGAUUUAAACAUAUUCAGAUAUUUUAGGGAAGAUCAUGAAAAGCGAGACUUUGUAGCUGGUGGUGCUGCAUCUGGAGUGUCAGCAGCUUUCGGAGCACCGAUUGGUGGAGUUUUGUUCAGCAUAGAGGAAGGCACUAGCUUUUUCAAUCAAAGUCUCACGUGGAGGACAUUUUUCGCUAGCAUGAUUACCACAUUCACUUUGAACGUAGUGCUGAGCGCGUACCACGGACAUCUCGGGGAUCUUUCGUAUCCAGGCUUACUGAAUCUGGGCAAGUUCGAAUCGAUCCCGUAUCAGAUUUAUGAGAUUCCUCUCUUCAUGAUAAUGGGCACGUUCGGCGGACUGCUUGGCGCUCUUUGGAAUCAUGUCAAUUACAAGAUCACCUGUUUCCGUCUGCGACUCGUCACGCGAAAAUGGCUAAAAGUGAUAGAGGCUCUCCUGGUAGCGAUGCUAAGCGCGACAAUGGGAUCUCUGAUGAUAUACUUUGUCAAUGAUUGCAAACCGCUGGGUAAUGAUCCCAUCAAAUUCCCGGUUCAAAUGUAUUGCGCGGAGGGGCAAUACAGUGCCGUUGCUUCUUUGUGGUUUCAGACUCCGGAGAGCAGCGUACGAUCGUUGUUCCACGAUUCCAAAGGAUCUCAUAGCGAUGUCACGCUCACCAUCUUCGUUGUGCUGUACUUCUUCCUCGCUGCCGCUACUUUCGGCCUAUCGAUGUCGAGCGGUCUUUUCAUUCCUUCCUUGUUGAUUGGAUCCGCAUGGGGUAGAUUAAUUGGCUCGGCCCUCUCGAGGAUAUGCCCGGAUUGUGAAGUAUUGGAUCCUGGCAAAUAUGCUUUGUUGGGUGCUGCCGCGCAGUUAGGAGGAGUGGUCAGAAUGACGAUAAGCUUAACCGCGAUCUUGAUCGAGGCAACGCAAGGAAUAUCCUUCGGUUUACCCGUCAUCAUAGUGCUUAUAAUGGCAAAGUGGGUUGGUGAUUUCUUUAACGAGGGAAUUUACGAUAUUCACACGCAAAUGGCUGGAAUUCCAUUGCUCCCGUGGGAACCACCGCCAUUGUCAAAUAACAUUUACGCAAGCGAAAUAAUGAGUCAUCCAGUAGUGACUUUGAGGACCGUUGAAAACGUAGGUCAUAUUGUCGAAUUGUUGAAAUGCGUCACGUUCAACGGCUUCCCAAUCGUCGAUCCACCUAGUAGCGACCAGGGUGAGAUAAAUUCUUACGGUCGAUUUCGAGGACUAAUAUUGCGCUCCCAAUUGAUAGUGCUUUUAAAAAAUAAGGUAUUUAACGAAUAUGAAGAAUUCUGGGAGAAACCUUUAAGCAUCAAAAUGUUCAGAGACGAGUAUCCUAGAUAUCCAACCAUCGAGCAAAUUGCCAUCACUGACGACGAGAAAACUUACACGAUAGACCUGAGGCACUUUAUGAAUCCUUCUCCCUAUACGUUACAACAUUCUGCAACACUACCAAGAGCGUUCAGAUUGUUCAGAGCAUUAGGAUUACGUCAUGUACCAGUAUUAAACGACACACACGAGGUAAUCGGUAUUAUUACGCGAAAGGACGUUGCCAGAUUCAGAAUAUGGAAACACCAAGGAAGAAUGGGUUUGGACGAGCUUUUGAUCACCAACAAGAUUUAACUUCAGAUCUUUCUUACUUUUUUAUUUUAUCACAUUUAGCGCCUUGCGCUAAAAGUAACUUUGACACAUUAUGUUCUUAAGUUAAAUUUUACAACUUUAUGUAUGUACAUACAUGCAUUUGAGGCUAGAAAAUAGGUCUGUGUGAUGUUAAAAAUGUGUUACUGUGCAGUGUAGGAAGUAUGCCAGGAUUCUUCCUUAGCAGAAUAUGCGUACGUAUGUAACUAAACGCUCGUGAUUUCGUUUACAUUACAAGAAUCGAGUGUGACUUUGUACACUGCCCAACAUUUUAAUUAUUUACAAAUAACUCCCACCCAAGCCAUGACCAAAGUUUAAAAAAGAGAUAUACAGGAAGAAUUACUAAUGAUAAGAGAAAAUAGUAUUCGUACGAUGACACAUACAUGUUAAAAAGUACGUACAAUAUGCACUUUUAGUCAAUAGUGUGACUAGCCAAUCAGUUUCCUUAACAGAAUAUUGUAAUUUAUUUAUAUGAGAUUUUUAUAUAAAACCUGAAAGAAGAAUGAAAUAUUUUGUUGUACAGUGCAAAAUAUAGUUGAUUAUUUUUACAAUCUAUUCUUCAUUUUCUAUCAAACCUCCAACUAUAGCGAUUGAUGGUACUGACAGAGAAGAAUCUAAAUUUAUGUACAUAUCAAUACUUCAGAGAAUAUAUAUAAUACAUAGUAAAUAAAUAUUGUUACUAAAAAUAUUAAGUACGUUACACAUACACUUAAAUAUCAUACAAUCUUUUACACGAAACAAAGUAUUAUGCCAUAUAUUGAUUUGAUGUUUUUCAAUUCUUUUCAUCUUUUAACGCCAAGAAAUUAUAACUUAUAUUCAGAAAUUCUUUUUAUUCUUGCCACAAUAUACAAAAUUUUAUCCCUCAAAGUAUUAACAUGUAUUUAUAAGAACUUACUGUUAUAUAUUAAAUAAAUAACUUAAUCAUAACUGCAAAUCAGAUGCUUACGUUUUCUCAGUAUUUUCAGAGUUUUCUUUCAGUACAAACAUAUGACAUUCCAUCCAUCGUGAAAUUGAUGUAAAUCUCGAUUAUAAAAUCGAUGUUACGACGCAACGAAACUGUACUGCUGUUUCAUUUACUGUCAUCGUGUGGCACGCUACGUUUCAGGAUGCGUGUAAUCUUAUCAAAAUUAUUUUUGCGUCGACCUCUCGAGUGGAUUCGAAGAAAGAUCACGUGAAAAUAUCAAAGUAUCGUGUCCUACGUAUAAUAUUAUACAGAUGCGAAUGGCUGAGCGUCUCGAUCAGUCUCGGCCGUGCGAUCGAACGUUCCUCCUUUCCGUUCGCGAACCGCCGCCUAUGCCGCCCACUGCUGACGUCUUGGCGGCUGGCGCGCGAUGUACAUGCACACGUAUAUACGCGCAGCGUUUUAAGAUGCGACUCUCGAGCGCGAAAUACAGAGACGCCGGCGGGCGCCGCCGCGGUCGGUCAAUAGUUUCGCGGGUCGUGCACCUGCCUGUCGUGAAGUUACAGACGAUAGUAGGAAGGGGUUAUGGUCAAUAAACGCAACCACGUCACACGCAGCCUAUCGGCGACGACCCCGCUUGGCCCCUUAAAGUGGCUCCGAGCGAAAAUCUUACGUGUCGGCCGAUAUCGUCUUCGUGCGCUUUCCCGAGUCGUAACGCGAGAAGAAGCGUGCGGGAGGCAGGCAGACGCGCGCUCACGGACGCAAGCAGUCCGAAGAGAACGUGGGUGUGAAUCGGAGUCUCGCGGUCGGCCGCGUUCUCGCCAGGGUGAGUUGAACCUCUUCGGAACGAGUCUCGGCUGCUGGCACGCACAAGUAAACGGUCAAGCGUGGUUAACCUCUCGAGUAAGACAAGUGAGGAUAUUGAAAGAACAGAGUGGUCUACGCGUUCUGUUAAGGUCCAUGUAACUCAUGUGGAUACAUAAGCAUGACAAGACACGCAAAAGACACGAUUAACUAUCCGUGUAUUAGCGUGUUACAUCUAAGAAAGAGACUUAGCUUAGGAAAAUAAAAGAAA